Molecule: messenger RNA, 2164 nt
Organism: Pleuronectes platessa (European plaice)
Lineage: Eukaryota; Metazoa; Chordata; Actinopteri; Pleuronectiformes; Pleuronectidae
Gene: bsg
Product: basigin
Exons: 8
Coding region: 171-992 (273 amino acids)
Biological process (GO): cell-cell adhesion
Cellular component (GO): cell-cell junction
Molecular function (GO): cell adhesion molecule binding
Source: RefSeq, a predicted model, not a curated record
GUGCGCGCGGCUGCUGGUAGAGGACGACAGCGCCACCGGACAUUGAGCUUCCACAUCUCGGCUGCGAGUUCUAGAGGAGGAGACGAAGACUGUGGACAGGAGGAGGAAGAAGACUCGUUCUGUCUGACAUUAUUACUGUUCAUUCGACGGCUCGGUGAAUUGUGUCCGCCAUGAAGCUCCUGUGGGCUGUCAGUGCCCUUCUGCUCAGCUGCUUGCGAGCCAAUGCGUCCACAGCCCCAAAUAUCAUUGCCGAACCUUCUGAGGUUGUCAAUCAGACCGCCGCAAUCCUCAGCUGCAACUUGACAGGGUCCAGCCUUCCCAUCAAGGGAUCCCACUGGACGCACAACGGCAAAAUCAUCGAUAGUUCCAUGUCUGAAGAAUCCACUCCAUUCACUACCCUCCGUUUGGACAAGAUCACCCACCAUUCAUCUGGGAAGUAUGAAUGUGUGUUCAUGACUGAGCCUGAGGGGAAGCAGACAAUUGAAGUCAAAAUACUCCCCCAUGUUUCUACCCACAAAAACUCCGAGCAUGGCAAUGAGAAUGACGAAGCUAAGCUGGUGUGUGAUAGCCAUGGCUAUCCACUGCCUACUGACUGGAGCUGGUCCAAAGAGGUCGAUGGCAGGAAAACACCUAUCAUCAACGGCACCAGUGACAAGUACGAGAUCAAGAGCACCCCCAACAAGACCACCCUGAUCAUUAAUAACUUGAGUAUCAACGAGGACAUUGGAGACUACAUCUGCUUUGGAACCAACGAACUCGGCACAACCUUCAAUACGAUCCACUUGCGUGUUCGCAGUCGCCUGGCCGCUCUCUGGCCCUUCCUUGGCAUUGUGGCCGAGGUCAUCAUCUUGGUGGCCAUCAUCUUCAUCUAUGAAAAGAGGAGAAAGCCUGAUGAGAUCACCGACGAUGAUGACUCAGGAUCUGCUCCUCUGAAGAGCAACUCUAAUGACAACCACAAAGACAAGAAUGUGAGGCAAAGGAAUUCUAACUAGAAGCUGAAAGUGAUGGACGAGCAGAUGGCAGUCCAUGACUCAGCGGUUUUUGGGCACAUUCUUUUGUGCACCCUGCAAUUAUAAGUAUCUUUUUGUGCUCAGGUGUUGAUGUUUUAAGAACCUGAAGGAUUUCCUCUCAUUUAAUUUUCUGCUAUAUUCUUCUCCACAUUGUGCUACCAGAGAACAUAGUGUGAAAUAAUAUUUUCUGCUUGAGGCCUCCGGGGCAAAUAUUGCAUGAGCUUAAACGCUGUUCUAGCCAAGUGUGUGUAUUCGUUGUGAAAUCAUUAGAAGGUUCAUGUGAGGAAUGCUUAGUUAGUGGUUCUUUUCUGUUCAUGCUGAUGCUUCCUACACUGACCGCACAGUUGUCGGUCUUUGCUUUUUAUAUUCUCCGAUCAGGACUGGUGACUUGUAAGCAGCACAAGUUCUGUUUAGAGGAUCUGAAACACAGUUUUUGAUCCUGAUCCACCACUGCCAUUCUUACAGCAACAACUGAAGUGUGUUUGAAUUCACACGUUUGAUCUGUCCCUACACCACCACAAACCUUUCUCUGCAGAGUUUUAUACUUUGCCUUAACAAGCACCGUUUCUCCUCGCUCCUCUUUGGAUUUUUUCCCUUGUUACAAUUUAAAAUGUGAGGUUUAAAUUAAAAUGCAGAAAUUGUAAAGAAGCAAUGUUUUUAGGUUAAGUUGCCAUAAGAAAUUUGUCAUGCUUUUAUUUCAUUUUAAUUUUCACAUAUUUUAAAUAAAUUUGUAUUCACCUCUUGUGUUUGUUGCCGAUGUCAGAUCCACAAUAAAAACCUUUUAAGGACCAAGUGCAAGAGAUGCAAGUUGUGUUGCUUCAGUUGAAUGCAACGUAAAUACUGAUGUGCACUAAAGUUAAGAAACUGCAGAUGAACAUUCAAUACGUCGAUUUGUCUUUUUCACUCAAUGUGAUCUGAGGUAAAUCAUUUUCUGUACGACUGUCGGACCACUGUUUCUGUCCCCUUCACUGUGUAGAUGAUUCAAAGCCAUACAUUUAACCUGAAUAGUGUUGUGAUUGGAUGUUACCGUUUCAGAGUUUAACGAAUAAAAAAAGACCUAACUAGAUUUGUGCAAACUGUUGUACCAUCCAAUUGCAUGGAACACCAUCUGUUGUACAACUUUCACAAACUAAAUAAAGGUAUAUUUGAUUUGA